Molecule: messenger RNA, 8025 nt
Organism: Panthera uncia (snow leopard)
Lineage: Eukaryota; Metazoa; Chordata; Mammalia; Carnivora; Felidae
Product: nuclear pore membrane glycoprotein 210-like
Exons: 4
Coding region: 917-1801 (294 amino acids)
Cellular component (GO): nuclear pore
Source: RefSeq, a predicted model, not a curated record
GUUACAGUGAGCCGACCUCUUGCAAAUGGUCUCAUACGACCCUUGGUUAAAACAGAGUCCUGGGAGGUGGGCCCUGUUGUGACUCCCACUGGCUUGCCUGGGGUGGUGACAGGCCGAGCUUCCAGGCCAGGCAGGGGGACGCGGAUGCCUAUGUACCUAGGGUCCCUGCUUCACUACCUGCCCCACCUGCCCCCUUGCCAGGAGGCGGGGAGGGUGGGGGAUGAAGCAGCGUCUGGGAGGAAGGAGGGCGACUUGACUUGGGUUGCCCAGGGUGGGUUUGCCUGGGGAGCAAGAGGUAAUGGUAGAGUGGUUAGUAAUUCAGGGUUUGGAGCCGAACCCCGAAGGGUGUGCCACUCAUUCUCGGAGUUGCCUUUUAUUUGUUCCUUUUCUUCCCUGGGACUCUGCUUCCUCACCCUUUAUAUAGGGACGACAGCUCCCAUCUCAUUGGGAUAUUUAAGGAUCAGGUGAGAACUUGGCUCUGCAAGGAGCCUUGCAAGCCGAAUGGCUCUGGAACAUUUUGGAGGUUGUAACUGGCGUUCCUAUGAAACCCAGGUGGGGGCAGCCUUCCUCUUGGAGGGGCUCGGUGGGACAGGGAGGAGGUAGCAAGGAUUUGGAAAGGUGAGGCCAAGAGAGGAAGGAGAGAGCAGCCUGGCUGGGGGAGGGCUCUAGGGCGGGGUGUCUUGACCUUGGCACUCCUGACCUUUGGGGCCAGAUCCUUCCUUCUUGAGGGCUGUCCUGUGCAUUAGAGGGUGUUAGGCAGCAUCCCUGACCUCUACCCACUAGAUGCCUGUUGCACCCCCACCCAGCUAUAAAAAUCAAAAAUGCUUUCAGAUAUCGCCAAGGCCUCCUUGAAAGGGCAAACCGGUCCCCCCUAAAGGACCACGGGGUGGACUAAGACACCAGGUUGGACGAGCCUAUGAAGCAUCUUGACUGCUGCACAGCAGUAGUUAGUGACUUGCCCCCCUCCAUCGCCAGGAUGCCAGGAGCCCUUCUGAAGGCAGUCAGCCAGGUUCAGGGUGCACCGCAUGGUCAAGAGUGGCUGUGUCCAGGCCUGGGCUUGGCCACGACAUCUGACUUUUGCUUCUCGCAGGUUCCAGUCUCCAGCCACCGCAACCCCCUGCUGGACCUGGCCGCCUACGACCAGCAGGGCCGCAGAUUCGACAACUUCAGCUCUCUGAACAUCCAGUGGGAGUCGACCAGGCCGUCGCUGGCCAGCAUCAACCUUGACCUGCCCAUGCAGCUGGUGGCCCGGGACGAUGGGAGCGGCCAGAAGAAGUUGCACGGUUUGCAGGCCAUCUCGGUGCACGAGGUGUCGGGAACCACAGCCAUCUCCGCCACCGCGACUGGCUACCAGCAGUCCCACCUCAGCACGGCCAGAGUGGUGCAGCCGCACGACCCUCUCACGCCUGUGUCGGCCUCCAUGGAACUCAUCCUGGUGGAGGACGUGAGGGUGAGCCCGGAAGAGGGGACCAUCUACAACCACCCCGAUGUGCAGGCUGAGCUGCACAUCAGAGAAGGCUCUGGCUACUUCUUCCUCAACACCAGCACCACAGACGUCAUCAAGGUGACCUACCAGGAGGCCAGGGGCGUGGCCACGGUGAGUACGGGCCCAUCUCCACUAUCCUUGUCAUCCCUCGUCCGGUGGCCUUGUGGUUAUCAGAUUGGUUGUGUCAGAAGCAGGUGCUCAAUCGCAGCAGAUGCGACUUGUAACGUCUUUAGAGUCUCUGAUUCAUUGUUCGCGAAACUUCCAUCAUUUGUGACUUUUGUUCCUUCUCUGCAAACUACCCACACUCUUAGUUAGCUAAUGGUUUCCUGUCAAUCAGUCUGUGAAUUAAAACAUUAUCAUAUAAACACAAGUCUGACAACCGUAAGGAAGAUUGCUUUUUUUAAAACAAAGUUUACUGAUUUAUUUUGAAAGAGGCAGAGAGAAGAGAGAGUGGGAAACAGGCUCUGUACUGUUAGCACAGAGGCCAACACGGGGCUCGAUCCCACGAACUGUGAGAUCGUGACCUGAGCCGAAAUUAAGAGUUGGACGCUGAACCGACUGAGCCGCCCCAGGCCCCCCAGGAAGAUUGCUUUUGAAAGAUGUAUCUGCUUUUUGUGUUUUCCCAUAUUCCUUUCUUGACCUUCUUCCUAUUCUUGCAAAUAUUGACUUAGCUGUGCCUGUGAUAUGGAAGAAUUUAGUAUUCUGCUUUGGUCAGUGGUUACACCCUUAGUUUUUUUUUCCUCCCCGUGUUGCUCUGUAGGCUGGCUGAUUAUUUCUAUGCUGUCAUUUGUACUUAGCCAUUCUCUCUUUGUAGAGCAUUUCGGUUGUUUAAAUCUCUCUCUCUCUCUUUUUUUAAAUAGCCGUAUAGUUGUAGCAAAGGGUAAAAACAAACACCAGUAUCCUAAAUGUCUGCAUAUCUGCACAAUGAGUUAUUUUUGCAGUUACGAAAACCGAACUUCCUUUAAAAUAAACUCACUACGGAAUGUGUCAGAGAACGUAUCAGACCACUACCAGAAGUCAUAAAUGUAGGCGGCCAAGAACAAAGACAUGACACCUAAGUCGUGUCAUUAAAUUGCCACUGUGCUGUUGCCUUUGGGCGGCUCCAGAGGUCCUUUUCUCGGUUUGCAUUCACUGACCAUCUUGACACGGGUGUCACGAAAUUAUUUGCCUCUGGAGUGGGAUAGGUGGAAAGUAAAUGAGGGACAUGAGCAGGGUUUCCCAUGAGGAACGUACCUGGAAGUGUGGGAGAGGCUUAGUUUCAGUGUCAGAGAGUAGUAGGGGGUGGUGGGGACUGUGGCAGAGUGGAAAGCAGAGACUGUGUCUAAGGGACAGCUGCGGUGUGCCUCUAGUGGCCUUUUGUUAUUUUUAAAAAGGUUUUUAUUUUUGUUUUCGAGAGAGAGAGAAAGCACACAAGGGGGGGUGAGGGGCAGAGGAGGAGAGAGAGAGAGAAUGAAUGAAUGAAUGAAUGAAUCCCAAGCAGGCUCCAUGAUCAGUGCAGAGCCCAGGGCAGGGCUCCAUCCCACAACCCCGGGAUUAUGAGCUGAGCUGAAAUCAAGAGUCCAACGCUCAACCGCCUGAGCCACCCAGGCAUCCCUUUCUGUUGGUUUUUAACAACAGCUUAAUACUGUGGUAUAAUUCCUAUGCCAUACCGUCCACCUAUUUAAAGUGUGCGAUUCAGUGGUGUCUAAUACAUUCCUAGCAGGUGCAGCCAUGACCACAGUCAGUUCUGGGGCGUUUUCAUCACCUCAAACAGAAAGCCCGGACGGUUGAGCCAUCUCCUCCCUGCUUUUACACACACACACACACACACACACACACACAAGAGUGUUGGACUUUGUCAAAUGCUCUGUGUCUCUUGAAAUAUUGAUGUGGUUUUUUGUUUUUUAUUCUGUUGAUAUGAUGAAUGGUGUUAGUUGCCUUUCAGAUGUUAAACCAACCUUGCAUUCUUGGGACAAGCGCUACUUGAUCGUGACAUAUAGUUCUUUUUAUAUGGAACUGGGCUAAUAUUUUGGCGUGCUAAUAUUUUGGCGGGUUUGUGUCGUUAAGAGUCGUAAGAGAUGCUGGUCCGUGCUUUUCUCUUCUGUGAUUUCUUUGUCCAGUUUGGGUAUCAGGGUGACAUUGGCCUCACAGAAUGGCUUAGAAGUGUUCCUUCUUAUUUUUGGAACAGUUUAUGUAGACUUGGUAAUAAUUACUCUUUUAAAAAAAAAUAAAUGUUUAUCCAUUUUAGAAAGAGAGAGCAGGGGAGGCGCAGAGCAAGAGAGGGACAGGGGAUCUGAAGCGGGCUCUGAGCUGACAGCAAGUGAGCCCGAUGUGGGACUCAAACUCAUGAACUGUGAAGUCAUGACCUGAGCCAAAGUCGGACGCUCAGCUGACUGAACCACCCAGGCGCCCAGCUAAUAAUUACUCUUAAAUGUCUGGUAGGAUUAACCGGUGAAGCCACUGGGCCAUCAUCUUUCCUUCGUGGGUAGUUUUUUGAUUAUAAAUCCAGUCUCUUCGUUUGUUAUCGGCCUAUUCACAUUGUUUCUUUCUGAGUCAGUUUUGGUGGCUUGGGUCUUUUGAGGACAGUUGAGGUUUUUCUUUGUUUUUGUUAUUUGUUUUUACAUUUUUUUACAUUCUUCCAGUGGUCGGCCUUGGUCUUUACCUGUCUGUGGAAAGGACGCUUUUCCCUGGUAUGGCCCUUCAGUGAAGGGUGAGGAAACACGUCAUAAUGUUCCUGUUCCUCUCAGAGGCACAGUCUCACAUGGCAGGACCUCUGAGGUGUGUGGCCGUAAAUCAGAACAAGAAAACACGAUCUCUCAGCACCUGGGAAUAAAUGUGUGCUGCUAGAAGCCCGAGAUCAUAGGAAGCUGUCCCCUGAGCAUUUUUGUUCCCUUUAUGAAAGAAAGAAUAAUUCCCUGGCCAUCCCUCCUGCCAUGUAAAUGAGUAUUUGCUGUCACAUCCUUCAUAUUAAAAGGAAAAGCUCAAAUCGUAAAUAAUUCUGACUGCUUGAGAUAUGCCUUGCUUUGCUUUACUUCUGGAAAUUAAAAAUAACUCCCCUGUUAUCAGGAAGAGGGAAGUUUCAGGGCCCCUGGGUGGCUCAGUCAGUUGAGUGUCCAACUUUGGCUCAAGUCUUGUAGUUCACUAGUUCGAGCCCCACGUCGGGCUCUGUGCUGGCAGUUCAGAGCCUGGAGCCUGCUUCAGAUUCUGUGUCUCCCUCUCUAUCUCUGCCCCUCCCCCACUCGUGCUCGCUCGCUCUCUCUCUUUCUCAAAAAUAAACAUUAAAAAAAAUAAAGAAGAGGGAAGUUGCAGUUCAGAAAAAUGUGCACAGUGCCAACAAUACUUGGGGACCCCUUUACUCAUAUUUACCUCGCACCAUACGUUUUGAGUAAGCCCUGAGGAUAAACCUGCAGCCAGAGAGAGAACUUUCCUCCAAGAACAAAUGCUUUGAAGAGCCCGUGUUGGACUGGGCUGCCUCUGUAGGUAGUGAGUGCCCCGUCUCUGGAGGCAACCAAAUGGGAGCUGGGACCCUUGUCUGGAAGACUAGAGAUUGGAUUUCAGCAUCAGAGGCAAGUUUCCCCAGGUGACCUGUGAGCCCCUGUUUAGUCCUACAAUUCUGCAGUUCCCUGUGCAGUCCCUCUCAGCAACAGAUGCUAGGAUUCUCCAAUCAAGACAAAUAUUAAUGUCCCCAUUUUACAGAUGGUUCUAGUAGAGCUAUAGCCCUUCUCUCUUGCCUGUGGACUGGCCCUUUGCUCGCAUGUCUCAUUGCUUUGUGGCCCUUAUGGAAUGGGACACGGUGCCCAGUGCAGACAUCCCACAGGACAAGCCUAGCACACUAUGGACGUACCAGCAGCAGCCCGUGUGACAGGCCCUGCAAGAGUCGCUUUUGCCCCAGAAGGUGUCCUGAAGGCACCUUGAGCCCUGGUGUCUCUGCUUCCCAUCACCUGUGCAGAGACCUCUGCACCUCGAGGUGGAGAUUGGGAUCCGGUUCCCCCUUGCCUCUUCUGUAACCUGCCAGGGAAGUUUUUCAUGGAGCGUUGACAAUCUGUGACAGAUCCUAGCAGCUUCUCUCAGACGGUUGUUUCUGAAGGACGUUUACACAUUUCUUUGGCAUUUUCCAGCUGCUAAUUAGCAACAUUCUCAUUUCCCUUAAUCACAGAGACAAGAAAGCCCACAGGAGUUUUUCAAUUAGCUCAUAGAAAAUGUUUCUUUCUUUCCUAUUGAUACACAUUCGGGAUGCAAGAAUGGCUUCUGGGUGUUUCGGCUUCUGAGCGUCUGUCUCUGGAAGGCAGCCGCGGAGCUCACGCACCGGGCCCAUUGUGGGGCCCAUUGUGGAGCCUAUUAUGUCCCCACAAUGCAUGGAGGGCUGUGCGGAAUUCUGCUCACACCCCCUAAAACUCUGCAAGGGGCCUUCGUUUCAGUUUUGGCUGGGUUGCCCCUAGGAGUGUUUACCCGAGUUAAACUUAGGGUUUCUUUCUUCUCACCAAUUCUUUAUGUUUCAAACCAAGUCGUUCCAACAGAAGGAUCUUAUAAUCAUGUGAUUAUAAGAGCAGCGGGGAAGGCCCUACUGUGCGCCAAGCACUUUGUACCUGUAACUAACGCAUUCAUCUCGCAAAGAUCGGUGCCUGUCAUGUGCCUGGUCCCGGUCCAGGCACUGGGGGGAGUCCGUGGGGAGUCCGUGGGGAACACCUCAUGAGCCACAGUGUUUCUGCCCAUUUCCUUGGUCCCGUGAUGCAUAGCCGAUCAUGGUGACAUUGUACGUCUGUGGAAGCGCGUCAGGAAGGAAGAUGAGGCGGGUAGCAGGUGCGAGCCUCAGGGUUUGAACUUGGGUGUGUCCUGCUUUCCCCCUGAGUGUGACCCGUGGACAGAGGUACCCGUCCCAGUCCUGGCCCUGCAGGAGGGCAUAGGGCUGGCUGGGGUCCCUGGCUGGAUUUCCACCCAGCAUCCAAGCCAGGGUUCUUCUCGGUGUCUGUGAUCUUCAUGGGCUCGUGGUCACCCCCUCGGGGUCUCGAUGGCAUCCAGUCGGGGGCACAGACCCCAGUGCUUGCGUGGCACGGCCUGACCCACCGCACAACAUUGACAAGCAUGCUAUAUAAUAGGAAGCGGGAGCUGAUGGCUCCUGUGACGUGUGGAAAUAUUUAUACGGUCCUUACUCUUCUAUGAAUGCUACCUAUCAAGGGACAAGUCUGAAGUGUGUGGGGGCCCAGGGAAGCGAGGAACCGGGAUGAUGUGGGCAGACCCUCGGGGCCUGAUGGGGGCCAGUAGACGUCACGGCUCCAGCCCACUCACGAGCUGCCUCCGGUGCCACCGACAGUGUCUUAAUGAGCAGUAAUGCAUUCAUCGCCUCUGAAGAGAUGACAGGACUUUCCUCUGGGCUCAGUGUUCGCUGAAGUUCUCAGGUGGCACCUUCAACACUUGGAAAUUAGAAUUCGCUCUGGGCUUGGAUUUUUCUCCUCCUCCUCUCCUUCAUACUCGUGCCUCAAUGUCGGUCAAGAAGCAAGUGGACCCGGAAUGCCUGCAGAAACAGACGUGCACAGUCUAGAGUUUGCAGUGAGGCAGGCCCCCACUCUGCCUCCAGCUGCCUGGCAGGUCCCCCCGCUUCCCCCAGAGCAGCUUCUUCGUCUCCCAAGGGGCCUGGUGAACUCUCUCCCUUAGAGCUUUGUUCAGGGGGGGUGAGGCGAGCUGAUGGGUGCCAGCAGGCAGGCCGGCCGGCCAGGCCACGCAGUGUCUCCGCGUCUGUCACCCGGAAGGUGGCCGGACCUCCAGCCUCUGGGAAAUCAAGCGGAAGACGAAUUGAUUUCCCCUCGCCACUUUCCGUCUUUGUUUAAAAUGUGCAAAAUGGUCCUUUUGAAGGAGAGAAAAAAAGAAAACGAGAAAGCUUUCCGUGCAUUCCCCUGUGCGGGUCUUUCAGCAGCCAGUGCAACGUGUAAUUUCUUCGCGCUGUGAAGGACACGCCAGGUCCUGACAGCAAUAACUUCUGCAGGAGGAUUAGAUCGGAGCCUCGCGUUAGGCUUUCAAAGAAAGCUCUCAUUUCUCUCUCAAGUUUUUAAAUGAGUUUCCGUUGAGGGAAAGAGAAUAAGCCAGGAUGAAUCGUCCUCGGCAAAAGUGGAGGCCCCUGGUUUCAGACCCCACUCCUCGGCCUGUAUUUCAUUCCGGACUCGUGUGGCAAUGGCUCAAAUUGCACAGGCAUCGCUUUGGAAGGCGAGUGUGAUUUCCGCCACGGGAUCUUUGUUAAUCGACUCUAAGUCAUCGUGUGGAAUAACUCAGGCACGCCUCAUCCGGGUUGAUGUGCCCUUGAGCUCAAUGACACCGGCAGGGUUUCCAGCUUGGCCGAGCUUGCUAAUGGGGCUGGGGCCUGCCUCAGCUCUGGCCUUUUCCGGCCGGCCCCGCCCUCCUCCCCUGCCCACAGUUCCAUUCUGGUUGCUCUGGCAGAGUGUGGCAGAAGGAGCCCUGAACUGGGAGCUUGGGCACCUGGGUUCUCUCCCCAGUGCUGCCCCUCCAAGGCUGGGUUCCCGUCCUGAGUGGGCCUCAGUUUCCCCAUAUGUGCAUUGAAGGAGUUGGAU